GACGCAGCAGAGUGGCCGAGCGAGGGGCGACACGAGAGAGAGGAGGAGCCGGAGAGUCCUGUCCGAGCCCAGCGAGCCGGCCAGCAGCAGCGAUGAAUGCCCACACACCUACACUACCCACCACAGGUGGACCCCCAAGCCAUGGCACCCCAGCCCAGGGAGGAGGCACCGAUUCCAGCCGCACAGACUCAGUCCACCCCCCGCAUUUGCUGACCGCAAGGCUCCGCUCUGGGAAUCCCCCAGCCUGGACAGCCUGGGCAGCGUCCUCUCCCAGAGUCCAGCUGGCCGAGACUGCAGCACGGACGCCUCCAGCACACACACUCCAGGGCACGAGGCCUCACACACACACCACACCACACACACGCCGGGGCACGAGGACUCACACACUCACCACAGCACACACACUCCAGGGCACGAGGCCUCACACACACACCACAGCACACACACGCCGGGGCACGAGGACUCACACACACACCACAGCACUCAGGUCCAGCUGGGCUCCUGCUCCUCCUGCUUCCCGUCUGAGGGCAGUCCCAGCACGUCCCACUCCAACACGCCGGACUCUGCUCAGAGCUACAGCCUGUCGGAGCGCAGCUCUGACUCACUCACGCCGGACCGUGACUCACCGCCGCGCUGUUUGUGUCCAGGGUUCCCCGGCAACGCAUUUUCCGCUUCCUCCACCUGGAGCUUAGAUCAGAGGAGCGUCACGACCGUGUCAUCGUCGCGCUCGAACGGUCCCUCGGAUUCUAGACUCUUCCGUGCCAAGCUGGACGGACGCCUCAGCCGCGUGCGUGUCGGGGGCACUGUCCCGUACACCAACAGCAGCACGGGCACUUGGACGGCGUCCACCUCCUGUUGCACGCUGACCAGAAGCUCUGAGGCUGUGGGCAGCAUCUCGGCCCUGUCCUGUCUGUGCGGACGGAGGCAGAGGACGGGCAGGAUGAAGGACUACGGCGCGGAGACGUCGUCGUCUUUAUCUCUCUACAGCAGCACGGACGCCACCUGCACGUCCACCUCUUCUGCCCACACCUGCACGUCCACCUCUUCUGCCUACACGGUGACGCGGAGCUUUGACUCGCUGUGUGCCGAGGACAUGGACUCCUACGCUGUAGUGGGGGCAGACUCUUCUGAACACUGCUCUGACUCUCACUCUCACACAAACUCCAGCAGCACUCUCAAACCGAGGAGAGGAUUUGACUCCUCAGCAGUGAAGGGCAGUUGUGACUCCCUCUGCACGAACAACGACUCGGACUCCUCGUAUGUGUGUAUGGACAGGAGAAGGGGCCCGUGCUUGGGCGUUGAGACUAAGUCGGACUCGCGGUGCAGUAGCAGCGAGACGGUCUUCCGCUCCGACUCGUCCUGCAACACGGUGCGGCGGAGCUUCGACUCGCUGUGCGUGACCGAUGACUCGGAGGCCGUGUACGUGUGCAUGGACGGACGAGGAGGCUCCGACGCGUCCUACAGCAGCGCAGACACGGCCAGGGACUCGGACUCGUCGCUGUACAGCGUGGAGAGAAGUCUGGACUCGCCCUAUCUGAGCGAGAGGGCUGUGGCUCUCUGUACGUGUCCUCUGGAGACGGAGGCCUCUCAGGCUAGCACAGAGAGAAGCGUUGACUCUCUCUAUCUGAGUGAUAACACUACUGCCCUGUGUACCUGUCCUACUGAGAUGAAGUCCUCUCAGGCUAGCACGGAGAGGAGCUCUGACUCUCUCUAUCUCAGUGAGAAGACUACCGCUCUCUGUACCUAUCCUGUUAAGACUGAGCCCUGUCCGACUAGCACGGAGAGAAGCACUGACUCUCUCUAUCUGAGUCACAACACCACCGCUCUGUGCACCUGUCCCGUUGAGCUGGAGGCCUCCCAGAGUAGUGUGGAAGUGUACCCUAACCUCUACUGCAGCGAGACGGACAACGGGGCGACCUCUGUGGUGACCUCUGCGGUGACCUCUGACCCCUCCGUGUGUGACUCGUCGUACGGGGUCGACUCCGACUCGCUCAGCACCUCGGCCGUGGCGGAGUGGGGCUCGGUGGUCUCCCUUGACAACAGCGAGAGGAGCGUUUCGGAAUCCACUCCCGGUCACCGCGGCAACUCGUCAGACUCUCUGUACCAGGCGGCGGCGGACACGCCCGCGUCGUCGCCCGGUAACGGCGCGGAGAGGGACGCCGCGGACGCUCUGGCUCGGACGCUGGAGGCGGGGAUGCAGCUGGACUCGCCGGCACACCUGGCCAGCCACCUGGAGCGCGUUCUGAAGGACCUCCGCGGCGCGGUCACCCAGGCGGACCGGCGCCUGGUGUCGCCCUUCUUCAGGGAGCUGGUGAGGGAGACGGGCGACGACCGGGACCAGAAGACCAGCACCAACGAGGGCUUCCUGUUCCACCCACAGAAGCUCCUGCAGCCCAGACACCUGGCGUAUCGUGAGGGUCAGCAGUACUCGCUGCUGCAGCACAUUCAGAACGGAUCUUACGGGGACGUCUUCAGCGCUGUGGACCUCACCACAGGAUUCAAGUGCGCGGCCAAAAAGGUGCCGCUGUGUAGUUUCAGCUGGGAGGAGGUGGGCACGUGGAGUGGCCUGAGCUCUCCUCGCGUCCUCCAGCUGUUUGGAGCCGUGAGGGAAGGACCCAACAUCGUCCUGUUCAUGGACCUCAAGACCGGCUCGCUGGCUCAGCUGCUGAGGUGUCGGGGGCGGCUCCCUGAGGACCUGAGUCUGCAUUACCACGUCCAGGUGCUGGAGGCCCUGGAGCACCUGCACAGGAGACGUGUGCUGCACCUGGACGUCAAAGUGGACAAUGUGCUGCUGUCUGAGGAUGGGAGAGACUGCUUCCUGUGCGACUUCGGACUCUCAGAGAUGCUGGACACCAACGGACAGGCACCUAGAGCAUUCCGGGGCUACGGGCUGCGGGGGACGGAGACCCACAUGGCUCCGGAGGUGGCGAGGGGGGACGUGCGCGGGGCCAAGGCCGACGUGUGGAGCAGCUGCUGCAUGCUACUGCACAUGCUCAAUGGCUGCCACCCCUGGACCCGCUACUACGCUCACCCACUCUGCCUCACGAUCGUGAGUGAGGAGGCGCCGCUGAGGGAGGUGCCCAGCUCCUGCCGCCCGCUCACGGUGCAGGUGUUCAGGGCCGGCCUGGUGAAGGACCCCGGGGAGAGGGCCUCCGCCAUGGAGCUCAAGGAGAGGAGCAGGGACGCCCUCAGGGCAGUGGGUGGAGUAUCCAGCACCAUAACUCACCCACCAACUCACCCACCUGUGGAACCCUCUGCUGAGACAAAAAGCACUCCAGCCCCAGAACGUCCGUCUGGAACCCCCCAGGAAGCCCCUCCUCCACCACCGCGAGGCUAUGACAUCGCUUCCUGUUGCGGCGACAGCCCCCAGCCCCUGGUGCACUGGCUCAGCACCUGGAGAGAGAGAGCCCAGGAGGAGGAGGGGAGUGAGAGCGAGGGCGGAGAGAGGCACUCCGAGGAGGAGGAGGAGGAGUGGAGUGAGGCGGAGGGGAGGAGAGAGAAGUGGGAGGAAGAGGAGAGCGAGGAGGAGGAAGAUGGGAGCGACCUGGAGAGCCUGCGGGGGAAGGCCAGCGACUGGAUGGAGGAGGAGGAGGAGUGGGAGCCCUUCCACCGCCUGCAGAUACUCUACGGGCCCAAACAUCACACACACUCACACACACACUCACACGCGCACUCACACUCGCACACGGACCAGACCGAGUCAGAGGAGGAAGCACCCAUGAAAGGACCCAGUUUGAACAGUGUGUCUCUGCCACGGCCUCCUCGAUCACAGAACCGUGCCUUAAUCCCACGCAACACAUCAGAACACCAGUAUGACUCUUCAGAAAAGGAGUCUGAUGAUUGGUCAGAUGACCUCAGCUCAGGGGUGUUCUCAUCCUAUAACAGCCAGACUGACAGAGAGAGCUUCAGUGUUGAUUGGCUGGUUUCCACCAAUCAGCCGCCCUCCUGUUGCAUUGAAGGUUUAGGGGUGGACAUCUGGAUCGAGGACUUCAGUGGAGAGCGCUUCAGGAUCCGAGAGAAACCACAGGUGAAGGUGGGCCACGUUGCCAUGGGGAUCAGUGACCAGAUCUCGUUGCGGAUGUUCAGCCUGGCCACCCUGGACGGGAAGCUGGUGCAGCCCGAGGAGGAGGUGCAGGAGUCGGGCACGUGGCUCCAGUGUGUCCCCGCCCUGGAUGACUGCCCCGCCUGGACCUGGAGGAUCAGGGACGGACAACUAGAGGAGAGGCGAUGAAGAGGGGAGGAGAGGAGAGGAGAGGAGAGGAGAGGAGAGGAGAGGAGAGGAGAGGUGACGAAGAAGAGAGGAGAGGGGGGGUGAUGGAGGAGAGUUGAAGAGAAGAGAGAUCUCCCUCCCUCUGUCAACCCAUGAAAUGGAAAAUCGAAAUUGGAAAUCGAUCAAUCAAUCAAUCAAUCAAUCAAUCAGUGUGUCUGUCUCACUGUCGAUCAAUAUAUGUUUUACCGGCUGUCCUACUGGCUGUCUAUAUAUCUAUCUAUCUAUCUUUCACAACAUUGAUUAUGCUGGAUUAUUAUUCAAUCCUGUAUUAGUGUAUGGGGAUUUUAGGACAUUGUGUUUGUUUGUGACAUUGUAUGUGUAUUGC
This is a messenger RNA of Sardina pilchardus (European sardine), 4595 nucleotides long. RefSeq names its product mitogen-activated protein kinase kinase kinase 14 (gene map3k14b). Lineage: Eukaryota; Metazoa; Chordata; Actinopteri; Clupeiformes; Clupeidae. Bases 941 to 4231 code for a protein of 1096 amino acids. Gene Ontology annotation, molecular function: protein kinase activity; ATP binding. Gene Ontology annotation, biological process: protein phosphorylation; canonical NF-kappaB signal transduction. The record is from RefSeq and is a predicted model, not a curated record. The transcript has 12 exons.